Molecule: messenger RNA, 2371 nt
Organism: Gaeumannomyces tritici R3-111a-1
Lineage: Eukaryota; Fungi; Ascomycota; Sordariomycetes; Magnaporthales; Magnaporthaceae
Exons: 1
Source: RefSeq, a predicted model, not a curated record
GGUAGUUAUUCGCUGCCUGCACAUCGUGGGGCCCCUGGACGAGGGGACCGGUGGCCGGCCAGCAAUAAUACCUGGCGAAUCCGCGGCGUACCUGCGUCUGUUGUUUUUGUUUUGUCUCGCAUCGUAGCCGUAACGUCCACUUCCGCACACCACAUCCAUUCCCACGAGGCCUCGACAGCCGCACGCCGUGCAUGAAAGGACCACUUUCGAUACCCAUUCCCGCUGCGGCUCCCACUCUGCACGACAUCACCGACACUAGGCCGCCGCCGCCGCGACCCCAGGUAGAGGUAUUCGGCUCUCCACCAGAUAUGGAGGGCAACAUAGAUCUUCCAAUCGCCCUGCGGAGGGCCCGCCGCUCCAGCUCGGCUCUCCGCGUCAGCACCUCGACGGUCCAGUCCAGCAAGCCAGAGCACUCUCCGGCUUCAUCAUCAGGCCUUCCCACCCCGGCCGACUCCACAGAUUCAAUAGCUGCAACCCCGCGGGGUCGGGGCCGGCCACGCAAGAAGGUCCGGUUUUCCGACCCGGGCCCAGCUCUUGACCAGCUCCUGUCGAGUGUGUCCUCAUCGACGGGGCUGACGCCAAUGGUGCGGCGGACCUCGCUGGCGGCACCCAAGAGGCGACACUCGACUCCGGCCAAGCCCUCAAGCACGCCGGCGGGGAGCAGGCGAGGUUCAGGGCUCGGCCUUGACAGCCCGUCGUCCCCGUUUAGUGGGGAUGUCACAAUUGUUCCCUUGCGUCAGGUGCUAGAUGGCCGCGUUAAACGGCGCAUCCGUCGGAAUGGGCUGAGCGAGGAGAUGAACACCAUCCACGCCGAAAAGAAGAGGCGGUCGGCCGAGCUCCAGAGGCUCAAGAACGACCUUGCUUAUAAAGACGCAGAAAUCGUUCAGCUGCGUGAGUCGCAACAGCGACUACGCGACAGCCAACGGCAGCACACACAGGAGACCUGUGCCUCGGACCCUGAUGAGACGAUUGAUACCGUGGUGGGCGACACGGAGCGUAUCUUUGACCUGGAGCGCGAGGUGGCUGAUCUGAGGAGGCAGCUCCUGGGACGCUCCUCCAGGGCUGGCGCCCCCAAUAUCUCUGAUCAUACGCCACGGCACGACUGGACCAUGGCGGCGAGGGAUCCGUUUGCUGCCGAGGACUACUCCAUGAUGGACGCCGGCAGCUUCCCCGCAGACCAUUCAGCCAACGGCGACGACGACGACGAUGAUGACGACGUAUUUGGCGACAUGACCAUGGCGGACUUGCACUGCAGCACGCCCUCUCGCAGCACCAUUAAGGGGGCUCCAGUGACGGGAGCUGGUUCGUUCCCGACACCACCAGCGACCAGCCCUCUUGCUGCCAUGGCGCUAUGCACACCCAACUCUCUGCGCUCACCCACCCCUCGCUCCAACAGCAGCAGCGUACAGGCGAGCCUGCCUGACCCGGAUAAGCAGGUUCUGGAGGAGGAGCUCACAUCACUCCAACUCGAGGUUGCCAAGAUCACAACGACGCUAAAGUCGUACCAAUCCCUCGCCACUCGCGUGUCGGAGAAGAUGGCAGCAUUUACAACCACAACACCAGCACUAGCGGAUAGCGACGCCAUCGUUGCCGCCAUUGCCGCGAACCCGUCCUCGCCAGACCCCGUACUCGAGGCCCGCAUCACCACCCUUCUGACAACGGUCUCGGAUCGCUCUGCGGCGUUGCUCUCUCUGUCUUCCUCGCUGUCAAACCUUGGCUUCCAGGGCUCCGACGCGGGCGAGAUCAUUGCCUCGCUCGCUUCCGCAUUCCGCACAGCGCGGCUCGAGCUCGAGUACCUUACUCCGGGCGAGGUUACCCUCCCGCUGACGUCGGCCGGCGCUGCCGUUCUGGACCUUCUCCUCGCGCGACUCCGCGACCUCUCCAAACGCACGCGCGAGGACGAGAGUGCCAUCGACGAGUACCACGCCCAGGAGCUCUCGCUCCGCAAGCAGCUCGCCGCGCGCGUCGACAUCACCGACGACCUGGGCAAGGAGGUUGCCUCCCUCAAGGCGGACCUGUCGGCCCGCGACGCCACAGUCGCCGAGCUCCAGGUCGGCCUGGACCGCCUCAAGGGCGCGGCGGCCGGCUACGCGCGCGACGUGGCCGAGCUCGAGAAGCUUGUCGAGCGCCUGGAGACGCAGCGCCUCGCCGCCCUCGACGAGUGCGAGCAGCGCCUGCAAGAUUCAGCCCGCGACAAGGAGGACGAGCUCGCCGCGUCCGCCGCGGAAAAUGAAGUCGCCCUCGGCGCCCUCGAGGCCAAGCUGGCCGCGUCUGCUGCGGAGAAGGACGCCGCCGUCAACGCCCUCGAGGCGAAGCUCGCCGCCGCCGUCGCCCAGGCGGGCGACCUCCGCGCGGCCCUGGCGACGGCGGG